This is a messenger RNA of Babesia sp. Xinjiang, 1467 nucleotides long. RefSeq lists its product as uncharacterized. Bases 1 to 1467 code for a protein of 488 amino acids. Lineage: Eukaryota; Apicomplexa; Aconoidasida; Piroplasmida; Babesiidae. The record is from RefSeq and is a predicted model, not a curated record. The transcript is spliced from 6 exons.
AUGAGGUGCUAUUGGAUCUUAUUGGCCCUUUUAUCGCCAAAAUAUUCACUCGCAACUCUUCUUCAGUCGGUCUCCUCCACUAUCGAUACCAUAUGUAACAAUGUGGUAUUCUCUAUCACAUUGUUGAACAAGCAAGAGCUGCUGAAACUGAUUAACAAGUCGAGGUGUAAUGAUUAUUGGCUUCUUGGGGAAAAUGUGCUUGCUUCAUCUCAACGAGGAGAACGUUACUGCUACACGCAGGUGGCUCCAGUCUUGUGUGAGAGCAAAUACACACCCAUCAAACCACAGCCAAACUGCGAACACAUCAAGUCAAAGUUUAUGACGAUUGUCAAUGCUUGCACGCAGGAGGGACCUCUGGAAAGGCGAGACUGCAACUGUGCCGGGCUCAACAUGGAGACGCUUACCAUCACAGAUCCGCUUGUAUUCUGCAAACUAGGUUUCGUGUCAUCCGAUGGUGACGUCCGCGUUUCGUUCAAACACAACGAAGUAGACGAUUGCCAAGCUUUGGCGGAAAGCUAUAACCACUGCCAAAAUAUGGGAAAUGCCUUCAACCACCCACGGUUCUGUGUGGACGGUGGAUUCCAAGGAUACUGCAACAGCCGUAUACAAAGAAUACAUGAUGAGACGUACAACGAAAUCUGCAGGAACGUAGUGUUGCCAUUUGUCUUUUCCGUGAUCGAUGGUGGAUACCAGAACGUCUCUUCCAGUGUUUGUAAGAACUCCAAUGAAACGAUUGAGACGGACCUUCUAAAGCAGCGUGAUGCCUUGAUGAGUAGGAGUCAGGCGCUAUUGGACACGUUGGAUUCAGAGAGUGGUUAUCUGUCAUGGGAGCGUGAUAUGGAGGGGAAAUUGCACAGCAUAACUUCCAACCUCGAAGAGCUAGUGAACAUGUUCAACCUAUCGAGCAGAUAUACCUACAACUUUUUAGGUUUGCCCUACAACUUUGACAACCUAGUGCGCUCGGAUGCCGCGAAAGCGCUAAAGCUCUGUGAUGAUCUAGUGGCACGUGCCAAUGGUUUGCCCACAGCAGUAGAAGACAUGACUUCUUUGAUUACCAAAAUCGAUCCGUUGCUGGUGUUGGAUAAGAAGAUACAAGAAGCUUAUAUUCACCUGAAGCACUUUUACUCUUUGAUUACCUCUGGUGCCCACAGUACAAUUCUGGGUAGUCAAUACUAUCGUCCGUUAAAUCGUAAUAUCUUCUUGAGUGCUCGAAAAUCGUUGUCUGAGGUACGUGAGGUGGUAUCAAGUCGGCUAUCGUCUAUUGGUAACUUCCUGGCCUCCCAUGUGGGCACUCUCACUGACCCUAAUAGGGAACGCCGUGUUCGGGAGUCCGCAAGCGAGUUGAAGUUUUUGGCUAGUUUGCACGAAUCACAAUUGCAGUGGUUUAUGCGUCGUCGGGGCAAGAGAUCGGAUCGCGCUGUUUCUCGAUCCCUCGAUUUAGAAAAUCUUGCUAAGAUCGGUGGCUAG